Caenorhabditis remanei is the source of this 594-nucleotide messenger RNA. RefSeq lists its product as uncharacterized. The record is from RefSeq and is a predicted model, not a curated record. Lineage: Eukaryota; Metazoa; Nematoda; Chromadorea; Rhabditida; Rhabditidae. Bases 1 to 594 code for a protein of 197 amino acids. The transcript has 2 exons.
AUGUCACCACCCGAAAAUUCCGCGCCCCCGGCUCCUGAUACCUGCUCUGAAACCCUCGAUGAUUGGCAGGACGAAUUCACGGAACCACCCACCCGGAAUCCUCUUCAAAAUAACGAGCCAAUCCCUAUUGAGCCAAUGUCCCCAGGCGCCCGUCUGAAUUACAUUGAACACCUACUACUAGACGACGAUCAACCUGCCGUGGACGCUGAAAACGACUGGAAUUUUAUGAACAUUUUCGGUAUGAGACACCCAUUUGGACUUCGAGAGGACAAGAGGCUGCCUCCAGAUGCUUGGGAGCUGGAGCGACUAGACCUGGAGCCCCUAAGAGCUCCACCGAUGAUGAAAAACAACAAUGAAAAUUUUUCAAGAUUCGACUGCAAAAUCUGCUACCACGGAUACAACGGCACUACGAGAACGCCCAGAAUUCUUGCAAAAUGUGGACACACUGUUUGUGAGGUGUGCGCACACCAACUACUCAAAGAGAACGACUUUGAGUGUGCGGAUUGUCCAUUCUGUCGGAAGGUCACUCUGCUGGAUGAGGAGGAUGUGGAGCUGCCGAAGAACUAUGCGUUGAUGGAGAUUAUGGGCAUUUGA